UGUAGCUCUUAUCGAAAGAAACGUUAGUGACGGAUCUCGUUCCCUGCGUUUGGCAAUCUAGGUUAACAAAGAGUGACUCCCCACGCCAAGUGAAAAGUCUACUAUGUGACUGUCGAUCGAUAUCAAACUACAACAGGACUCGUAUAAACUGGACCCGACAGCAGAAUGACGGACGUUCCGCCAAACCUCGCCUCCAAGUCGUACUCAGCAAAAAAGACUGUGGCACAAGGUUUCCUUGACCUAGCCCUGUUGUUGGCCAACACAUCUCAGUUGAGGUCAGUCCUUGAGGUCCCGUUUGAGCUGAGGACGUGGACGUUCUGGCCGCUGGUGGUGAUGCUGGGGCUGUCCCUGUUGCUGCAGUUAGUGACGGGGGUCAUCAUGUUCGUCAUGGGAACUAUAGUGCCGGAUGGUGAGGAGGAAGAGGGGCGGGCUAAAACUCUCAGCAAUGUAUCAAUCGGUCUCAUUGCUACCAUAGCUUUCAUCAAUACCUUCAUUACAGGGUUCGGGAUCAGUUUUACAGAGGAUAUUUCUGACUACAUGGUUGCUCAACCUGCAAUAAGGACAAAUGAAACCGUACAGAGCGGUGAUGUCCCGCCCGGCUACACAACGCGAGCCUACGCUACAAGGAAGACGGUAGCAGAAGGGCUCCUUGACUUCGCCCUUCUCAUGGCUAACGCAACCCAACUGAAGGCAUUGCUGGAUCUGCCUGAAGGCGACGCCCGUAACAGCUUCUUCUACACUACCUUGUCGUUGUUGGCGGUGUCCAUCGCGCUGCAAAUCAUCACUGGAAUCAUCAUCUUUGUCCUGGGAACCAUGGAGGUAAAGACUGACGAGGAACAGAAGAAGGCCAACUCCUUGAACAAUGCCUCGGUGGCUCUCAUCAUGUUCAUAACCGUUGUCAAUUUAAUCACUAAACUAUCAUGUUUUGGGGGUUUAUUCCUCGUGGUCGAGCCACCAUUAUCACUUAAACUUGCAAUGGCUCCAGAGCGAAACGUAGAAAUGGGUACCUCCAACAGACGAAAGUCGAAUACGUCCGGGCAGGCUGUGUUCGCCUCCAGGACCUACACAACCCGAAAGACGGUCGCGCAAGGCAUGCUGGACAUCGCUCUUCUCCUCGCCAACGGUUCCCAGCUGAAGGCGUUGUUACAGACGCCGGAUAGUCACCGCGACGUCCUGUACGUACCACAGUUGGUACUCAUUGGGUUGUCGGUGACGUUGCAAAUAUGCGUCGGCGUCAUCAUCAUCAUCCUCGGCAAUAUGGAAGCGCGGACGGGCGAGGCACAGAAACGGGCAAUAGUGAUGAACAAUAUCAGCGUGGCAAUGAUUCUCUUUAUCACGGUGAUCAACGUCUUCAUCUCAGCGUUCGGGAUAAAGGUGUCGGGACACGAGUUAGUGUAUACGGACGUGCCGUCAGCGACAACUCAAGAAAUGGACCUCGAGAGCAUCUUUGGACAAGUCACAUCCGGGGCACAAAUGAUGGCCUGACGGACGUCUUGAUUCCCAAACCAACAUGUAUUGACGCAAACGUUAUAAGCACCAACAAUGUUGCGGGAUUGGAGUUUUCAAAUGGCCAUCUUUAUCACAUUCUUCAGAAGUCAAGGAUCGACCAUGUGGUAACCGUGUUAGCGCGUUUCUCGUCGCUGUGUCUA
Messenger RNA from Haliotis rufescens (red abalone), 1649 nucleotides. RefSeq lists its product as uncharacterized. Lineage: Eukaryota; Metazoa; Mollusca; Gastropoda; Lepetellida; Haliotidae. Gene Ontology annotation, biological process: tissue regeneration; cell adhesion. The record is from RefSeq and is a predicted model, not a curated record. The transcript is spliced from 6 exons. Gene Ontology annotation, cellular component: membrane. The coding region runs from base 166 to 1485 and encodes 439 amino acids.